AUGCAGGUCAAUGCCCCAGGUGAGGACCAAUCAUGGGACUUGGAACGGUUCAAAAAUAAUUUAUCCGUAAAGGUUCAACGACUAUCAAAUAGAUCAAUAGAAUUCGAUUUGGUCAGAGUCGAUGCAUCAAUAGCGAAUUCCCUACGCCGAAUCAUGAUCGCAGAGGUACCAACGAUUUGCAUAGAACAUGUCUACAUCUGGGACAAUACCUCUGUCAUUGCGGAUGAAGUCCUCUCACAUAGGAUAGGGCUUGUUCCAUUAAAUGUUGACCCAGCGAACAUAACCCACUUUCACUCAACAGGGAAUGACGCGACGGAUCGCAACACUGUAGUGUUUAAACUGGAUGUCUCAUGUCAGCGACGUCCUGACGCGCCGAAUUACGACGGCAAAGGAGAGCCACCCAAGGACUCCGAACUGUAUAUCAAUCACGAAGUAUUGUCAAAAGAUUUGGUUUGGCAACCACAAGGAGAGCAACUCAAUGUCUUUAUCAACAAUCCCCCUGCAGCCACGAACGGUAACAUCGUCCUGGCAAAGUUGCGCCCCGGUCAAAGCAUAAAAAUAGAAAUGCACGCAGUGAAGGGCCUUGGUAGUGACCACGCGAAGUUUAGCCCUGUCGCAACGGCUUCGUAUCGUAUUCUCCCUUCGAUCAAACUCAAUCCAGAAAAGUCUAUCCCUCCCCAUUUGACCACCAAAUUCCAACAGUGCUUUGCUCCUGGAGUCAUACGCGUCGAUCCCGCGACGAAAGCUGUCAGUGUGGCUGACCCACGUAAAGAUACCGUUUCCCGAGAAGUGCUCAGGCAUCCAGAAUUCGCUGGUUGUGUGGAGCUGGGAAGGGUUAGAGACCAUUUCAUCUUCAAUGUCGAAUCCGAGGGUCCUUAUGUACCAGAGCGCUUGCUCCCAGAAGCGAUUAGCGUUCUGCGGACUAAAAUUGCUACACUGCGUCAAGCAGCUGAGCUACUACUCAACGGAGGGGAGGCUUCAGAUGCGGAAAUGGAUGUAAGUUAG
Messenger RNA from Pleurotus ostreatus (oyster mushroom), 1005 nucleotides. Its product is annotated as DNA-directed RNA polymerase core subunit rpc40. Gene Ontology annotation, molecular function: protein dimerization activity. Lineage: Eukaryota; Fungi; Basidiomycota; Agaricomycetes; Agaricales; Pleurotaceae. Gene Ontology annotation, biological process: DNA-templated transcription. The record is from RefSeq and is a predicted model, not a curated record. The transcript has 6 exons. Gene Ontology annotation, cellular component: RNA polymerase I complex; RNA polymerase III complex. Bases 1 to 1005 code for a protein of 334 amino acids.